UAAAUUGAACUACAAUGUUUCAGUUGUUAGGACCAUCACUUUGUUUCAUACCUUUUCUUGUGCUGUGUUUUCAGAACAGGUAACCUCAACUUCAACUGAAUCCAGACCAUACGUGACAGCAGCAAGAUGAGGGUUUUGUGGAUUUCAUGUCUGCUAAUUGGAAGCAUCACCUGCAGUCCUGUUUGGAAAGAGCAAGGAGCAGGUGCUCCUGGUGAGGCAGCCAUAAGUUACAUGGCACCAUCAUACCCUGCUUCAUCUUGGGGUUCAGGAGUGGAGAGUUCUGGCCUGGGCAGCAGCUCCUCACUACCAAGCUAUGCCGUCUCCAGUGCUGGUACUGGUGGCUCUGGAGGUGUUUACAGCAGUCCUGCCAUGGCUGGAGGAUACUACGGAGGCUAUGCUAGCCCAUUGGUUGGUGGUGAUGGGGCUGGUUAUGCACCCUCUGCUGGGUAUGACGCCAGUGCUUCAGGUGGCAGCUAUGGUGGUGGCUAUGCACCUUCUGCUGGGUAUGACGCCAGUGCUUCAGGUGGCGGUUAUGGUGGUGGUUACGGAGGAGCUGGCAUGAGCUCUGGAUCCUCUUCAUACAGCGGUGCUGGGGAUCAAAGCUCGGGGCCAAUCUUCAGUGAUGUUUCUGAUCUGGAUCCAGUCUACGCCUUCAGCUCUCGUUCAAGGUACCAGCGAGGAAGAGCAGUCUUUGCCCAAAGCCGCUACACUCCAGGAGAGGCUCUGGUCCAACCUAUGCCGAUAUACAGACCAGUCAUCAAAAACCCUGUGAUGCUGAGCAUUCCUGUCCAAGCGCCUGUGAAGCAAAGGAUGCCUGUCAAAGCUCCUCCACAGAUGCAAUUUAAAGCUCAAACCAAAGGAGGCUACUAAUAACUGAUCUGGAGUUUUGUGAUCCUUUGUCGCUGCCUUGUGACCACAAGAUGCUAAUAAACAAACUUUAAUGAA
Molecule: messenger RNA, 945 nt
Organism: Notolabrus celidotus (New Zealand spotty)
Lineage: Eukaryota; Metazoa; Chordata; Actinopteri; Labriformes; Labridae
Product: probable peroxisomal membrane protein PEX13
Exons: 4
Coding region: 127-870 (247 amino acids)
Source: RefSeq, a predicted model, not a curated record